AUGAUUCUAUCAAGCGAAGAAAUAGAUAUGCGUAAAAAAUCAGAUGAUAUCAUAUUUAAAUCAUGUGAUUUACAAUUGAAUAAUCUACUGCGUGAACGUGAAUUCAAAUUAAUUUAUGUGUUUGAACUAUACAAUAUUAAACUCAAUCGUAAUAGCACUUUACUUGAUAAAAUGUGUAGUAGAAAGAAAAUUCAUGAAAG
This is a messenger RNA of Racocetra persica, 200 nucleotides long. The record is from the annotation of a GenBank genome assembly. NCBI's taxonomy places the organism in Eukaryota, Fungi, Glomeromycota, Glomeromycetes, Diversisporales, Gigasporaceae.